Molecule: messenger RNA, 831 nt
Organism: Rhagoletis pomonella (apple maggot)
Lineage: Eukaryota; Metazoa; Arthropoda; Insecta; Diptera; Tephritidae
Gene: Cpr49Aa
Product: endocuticle structural glycoprotein ABD-4
Exons: 3
Coding region: 133-558 (141 amino acids)
Cellular component (GO): chitin-based extracellular matrix
Molecular function (GO): structural constituent of chitin-based larval cuticle
Source: RefSeq, a predicted model, not a curated record
CACUUUUCAAGUGCUGUUUAACGUGGGCGAUAACUGUUUGGCGUUUAAGUUGUAAUAUCCUUGAAAAGGAUUAUCUUAUUGGAGCGCGUACAUAAAUAAAAACCUAGAAGUGUGUAGAUAAAUUACACAGAAAUGAAAAUAAUUAUUAGUUUUGUGGUUGCUUUGCUGCUCGAUUUAACAUUAGCGCGACCUCAGGGUCCCACGAAGGAACCCAUACCCAUAAUACGACAAGAGCAGGAAGUCAAUUUCGAUGGAUCCUACAAGUAUUCGUACGAAACGGGCAAUGGCAUCGAAGCCGAAGAGGAGGGGUAUUUGAAAAACGCGGGCUCCGAAGCGGAGGGACAGUCAGCACAGGGCUUUUUCUCGUACACUUCACCUGAGGGUGUGCCCAUACGCAUCACUUAUCUCGCCGAUGAGAAUGGCUUCCAGCCGCAAGGUGAUCAUCUUCCCACGCCGCCACCAAUUCCGCCAGCAAUACAAAAGGCGCUCGCCUAUUUAGCCACCGCACCACCUCCACAGGAUCAAACCAACGCAUUUGCGGGUAAUCGUAGGGGUUAAGAGAACGAUGUCAAAAGGAAGCUGUGAAUGGUAAAUGAUAAAAAAAAUACGAGCAACAACACACACGCGCGCGGACGAAGGCACAUGCACACACGUUUGCUAUUGUUUGGAGUUGUGAGAGUACGGAAUUGUGAGAGAGCGACGUUGUUAAGGAGAGUGAUUGUUUUCAUAGAGAUUAUCAAAACAAAUAUGUAAAUGAUAUUAUACUUAUUUAGUUAAUGUAGUGAUACGAUAAGAUUGAUUUCAAUGAAAAAUAAAAUAAAAACGAAUAGC